This is a messenger RNA of Adineta steineri, 1590 nucleotides long. The record is from the annotation of a GenBank genome assembly. Lineage: Eukaryota; Metazoa; Rotifera; Eurotatoria; Adinetida; Adinetidae.
AUGGAUUUCUGGCCAUCACUAUCGCAAUUCGGUACCAAAAAACAAAUAUCAACUAUUUCUAUUCUACCUAAAACGAGUUAUUUUUUGAAACGUAUUCCACGAACCGAUUUUGAUAUACGUCAAUUAUCUCAACGCUCACUUCUUUCAUUGUGCGAUAGUAGAUGUCUUCGUCAAUUUGCUCCGUCUUUAAUUCGAGCACAUGGACCCGGUGCUAUUUUUCCACUAGCUUCUACUCAUCAACAUCUUUUUUCAUUUGAUUACCACCAUGGUGGUGGUCUUCGAUAUUGGUAUAUCAUACCAGCUAGUGAACGAGACUCUCUAGGACAAAUAUUUCAACGAGAAACAGAUUCAAUUUGUCUUGAACAUGGCAAUAUAUUAAUCGAUCCUUUAAUGUUUGAUAAAUAUGGAAUUCGUUAUCACCGCAUUGUUCAAUAUCCUAAUGAGAUAAUUAUUCUAGCAGCUGGUGCUCUGUGUCAGAGUUUCACUGAAAAUGCAGCUUGGAAUGAAACAAUUGAAUUUGCAUUGCCUAGUUGGAUUUAUGAUGGCCAUGCAAACGUACAAAUAUCAUGUCAAUGUAAAUUACCUAUAAGUUCAUUGUCAAAAACAAUUGCCGAGGAUCCAUUUCACCACGAUAAAAUACAAAAAUAUAUUGACAUCUAUCUGAAUAUUGACACCGAUAAUAAAUAUGUAACUGAUACAACUAAAGAAUAUUUAGCAACAAAUGUAACAUCAACUUUGUUUGAUGCUUCUCUGACACCUUGGAAUGAAUCAGCCGAUCAAUUAUCUAUCCCUUUUAUUGAAACCAGUCUAUUUGAAAAUAGUACUCAAGAAGCUGGUGAUUACUUGAAUCAAACAAUAUCAGGUGAUAAUACUGUUUUGAACACAUCAAAUGAACUCCCAGAUUUCACAACAUUAUAUCAGUUCGAAACUAUGAUGAAUUCAACUGAUGAGUUACAGCUUUCGUUAUUAGAAGGUUUCAACGAACGAACAAUCAGAGAAACUGUGGAGAGUCCGUACAUGUUAUCUCUAGAAGAUAUCGCUGAUUUACUUUCCACUCCUCCAGCUACUACAUUAGCGUCAACAUCACAUAGUAACAUGCAAAUCGAUGAAUAUGAUAAUAAUCAAGAAACAAGCUUAGAUAGUUCAUCGGUCAUGAAUAUAAAUGAACCAACAGCAGAUACUCAUGGUCAGAAUGAAGUUAUUCAAAACGAUAUACGUCGCCAUUUUGCUGGUUGUAGAAAAAUAAUUUUGAAACAGAGCCAGAUACCUCCAUAUCACAAGUACGCAUUUGUCUAUCAUCGUACAAACCGACAAGCCGAAUACAAUCGAAAACGACGUAUUAACCGGCUACUUUUUGGUCACAACUGUCACGUUGAAUAUGCAACUGGUCGCAGUCAGACUUCUAAUAGAAAUCAAAUAUCUGAAACAUGGAAUAUUGCAGUACGACAAGUACCUGAAAAUAUCACUGAAGAUCUUCUACACAAUUUAUUUAUCGGUUGCCAAUCAAUGAAAUAUGUUCCUGCCCGUACGGUUCAUAAUACGAAGACAUCGGUCACAUCAGCUACUAAAACCAAGUUGUUAUGGGGGUGA